Odobenus rosmarus divergens (Pacific walrus) is the source of this 3156-nucleotide messenger RNA. RefSeq names its product glucocorticoid modulatory element binding protein 1 (gene GMEB1). Gene Ontology annotation, molecular function: RNA polymerase II cis-regulatory region sequence-specific DNA binding; DNA-binding transcription activator activity, RNA polymerase II-specific. Gene Ontology annotation, cellular component: nucleus. Bases 142 to 1863 code for a protein of 573 amino acids. NCBI's taxonomy places the organism in Eukaryota, Metazoa, Chordata, Mammalia, Carnivora, Odobenidae. The transcript has 10 exons. The record is from RefSeq and is a predicted model, not a curated record. Gene Ontology annotation, biological process: positive regulation of transcription by RNA polymerase II.
GUUGAAGCCCGGCCUGGCGGCGGCGGUGGCAGUAGCGGCCGUGGCGGCCUCUGCGCAUGCUCCGUCGCCCGCCCGCCCUGGCCGCUCGCCGCCCGCCCGCCCGACGGAGACGCAGCCCAGCUAUCUGACUUCAUGUGAAAGAUGGCUAAUGCGGAAGUGAGUGUUCCAGUGGGGGAUGUGGUUGUGGUACCCACUGAAGGAAAUGAAGGGGAGAACCCUGAAGACACUAAAACCCAAGUGAUCUUGCAGUUACAGCCUGUGCAACAAGGUUUGUUUAUCGAUGGACACUUUUACAACAGGAUUUAUGAACCUGGGUCCGAGAACAACACGGCAGUUGUGGCAGUAGAAACUCACACAAUUCACAAAAUUGAAGAAGGGAUUGAUGCAAGCACUAUAGAAGCAAAUGAGGAUAUGGAAAUUGCUUACCCCAUAACUUGUGGGGAGAGCAAAGCCAUUCUCCUCUGGAAGAAGUUUGUAUGUCCAGGAAUAAAUGUGAAGUGUGUCAAGUUCAAUGAUCAGUUGAUCAGCCCCAAGCAUUUUGUUCAUCUGGCUGGCAAGUCCACCCUAAAGGACUGGAAGAGAGCCAUUCGUCUGGGUGGAAUCAUGCUCAGGAAAAUGAUGGACUCUGGACAGAUUGAUUUUUACCAACAUGACAAGGUUUGCUCCAAUACCUGCAGAAGCACCAAAUUUGAUCUUCUGAUCAGCAGUGCAAGAGCUCCAGUGCCAGGACAGCAGACAAGUGUGGUGCAGACACCCACUUCGGCCGAUGGUAGCAUCACACAGAUUGCCAUCUCAGAAGAGAGCAUGGAAGAGGCAGGGCUGGAAUGGAACUCCGCUCUCACUGCUGCUGUCACCAUGGCUACAGAGGAGGGUGUGAAGAAAGACUCAGAGGAAAUUUCAGAGGACACUUUGAUGUUCUGGAAAGGAAUAGCUGAUGUAGGGCUGAUGGAAGAAGUUGUCUGCAAUAUCCAGAAGGAAAUAGAGGAGCUACUCAGGGGAGUUCAGCAGCGGCUCAUUCAGGCUCCCUUCCAGGUCACAGAUGCUGCUGUUCUCAACAAUGUAGCACAUACAUUUGGCCUAAUGGACACAGUGAAGAAGGUUUUGGACAACAGAAGGAACCAAGUAGAGCAGGGAGAAGAGCAGUUUCUCUAUACUCUAACAGAGUUGGAACGCCAGUUGGAAGAACAGAAGAAGCAAGCUCAGGAUCACAGGCUGAAAUCCCAGACAGUUCAAAAUGUGGUACUGAUGCCUGUGAGCACUCCUAAGCCUCCAAAAAGGCCCCGACUCCAGCGGCCAGCUUCCACCACAGUCCUGAGCCCUUCUCCUCCGGUCCAGCAGCCUCAGUUCACAGUCAUCUCGCCCAUCACCAUCACCCCAGUGGGCCAGUCAUUUUCCAUGGGCAAUAUUCCAGUGGCCACCCUCAGCCAGGGCUCCAGUCCUGUGACUGUUCACACACUGCCUUCUGGCCCUCAGCUCUUCCGCUAUGCCACAGUGGUCUCCUCUGCCAAGAGCAGCUCACCAGACACAGUGACCAUCCACCCUUCAUCUAGCUUGGCACUGCUAAGCUCCACCGCCAUGCAGGAUGGGAGUACCCUGGGCAACAUGACCACCAUGGUGAGCCCCGUGGAGCUGGUGGCCAUGGAGUCUGGCCUGACCUCAGCAAUCCAGGCUGUUGAAAGCACCUCGGAGGAUGGGCAGACCAUCAUUGAGAUUGACCCAGCCCCAGACCCAGAGGCUGAGGAUACUGAGGGUAAAGCAGUCAUUCUGGAGACAGAGUUGAGGACUGAGGAGAAAGUUGUGGCUGAGAUGGAAGACCACCAGCAUCAAGUCCACAAUGUGGAAAUUGUGGUCUUAGAGGAUUAACUGGGGAUCUCGGGGCCAGGAGAUAUGUUUUGGUUUGGAAUUUUAAUUAUUUGUUUAUUUUUAUCAUUGUCCCACUCAUUUCCACAUAGGAUCCUUUUUUUUAAACAAAAUCUCAUUGUUGUAACUGAAAAUGUUGGGUUCCUCCCACCCCCUUAUUGAAAAAUAGACAAAAACAAGCUGUCCUUCCAGAAGUUGAGAGUAGGUCACUCCAUGUUCUAAUCCUUUUACACCAAGAAAGUUAUUUCUUUUAAGGGAGGCAUCAGGAUAAUCAGAAACCCUGUCCAGAAAGCCCUUUCCAGGCUAGUCUGUUUGUGCCCGGAUGUGGUUUUAUUUUUGUAAAGGUGCAUUGACCAAACUCUGGAAGGCAGAUCUGACACUGGAAGGCAACCCACCCACACAUGGAAGCAGAAAGAUACUUUAUUCUGUAUCCUGGAAAGGGCCCUCAGAGGCCGGUGCAAAACUCUGAAAGGAAAGAAAGUUGACCUAUGCUUGGAGGGGAAAGUGGCAUACCAGCAGUAGCUUAAAAAGGGAAGUGCUUUGGCCAGGAUGGGGCAAGGAAAUUAUCUUAGCUCCAGAAGUGCAACUGAUGCCUCUUGAUAUCUCUAAGGGUUAUUACCAUGGGUGCCAUUUUUAGGAGAGGCUAGUAAUAAGUGGAAGGGUAUAUCUCCAUGGACCAAGUGGCAUCAGGGGCCUAGGGGCCCGUGGCUUUGCAGAAAUAGAAAUCCCCGGUUGUCACAGCUAGGCUUUGUGAUUCAAGCUCACCUUCCCUCCCUUCCUCAACUUUGUCAAAGCACUUAACCCUCCUAAACUAGGAUCAGUCCAUUCAUUUGCAAACUAUGUGAUGUGGUGUAAAUUUCUCUGGUUCUUGGACUGCGGCUGUCAUGGGGGUGGGGCUCCAAGGCCAUCAUUUUUAUUGCAUGACUCCAGGUGCAGGGGAGUUCCUCAUCUAGACCAGCUGCCCUUUUUGGUGGGGCCCUUUUUUGGCUUUGGAACCAAAAGCAGCCACUCAUUUGGUGCUUCCUCUUGUUCUACCCUCCAUCCCUCAAUUGUUAAUGGCAUCUGUCUCCUGGAUCCCACGCUCUUCAGCUUUUUGGCUGAUUUGGAGAACAGUGACAGGUGCCUGCUUGCCUUCAUCCUCUUUUAGAUUCAUUUAUACCAUUUAUACCACAGAUGUUUCUGUGAGAUAUUGAGCUCAUAAAAAAACCUUAGGCUUGGCAGGGAAGACUCAACAGCCCCAGCCUAUCCUGAGGCACUGAGUAGAUGUCUCCUCCUGAGUGAGCUGGACUCCCUGGG